UCCGACAAUGCAGCCAUAUUGGCAAAUUGAACAGAGCCAAGGAAUUAAACGGCUUGUUAUCACACAAAGCAAAGACUACAAUGACAAUUAUGCGCCGCUCCCCAACACUAUUCAAUGAGUACAGCAAUGCUAUGAGCCUAUAUACGAGAGUUCAGCUAGCGACAGUUAUGAUACUAGACUUAAUAGUUCUUAGAGCAGCAACAAUAGUGCUUAACGUUACUUAUACGCUAUCUCAGGAAGCAGCUACCGCAAGCUAUAAUUUAGUAUGCGGGUUUCCCGAAACUGGUCCUCGGAAAGUUUUGAUCAUGAACAGUAUAAGUGUGAAGAGUGGGUGUAUUCCUUACUUGUAUCAGCCUUUUGGGAGAUAGUAUGAAGAUUAUAGUGGGGGGGAUAGUACUGCUGCUCGAGUAGUUCCACGCGUGGUAGAAACCCUGAGAAUGGUCUGGUGGGUGGCAUUGAUUUUUUAUAUUGAAUGUCUUUGUAUUACUGUCCUAGUAGAAAAUAUUUCUAUUUGAUAGUAAGCUCGAUAUGGUUAUAUCUGGGUAAAAGUAAUACCCUAGCAGAAACGACAAUAGUGGUAUACCCCACUAAAUUGCUGUAACUAAGCUUGUGAUCUCUUUCUACUAAACCUGAUAUAAGUAUUAUAUAAGGUUCUUCUGAAUUGAACUUAAACAGAAAUAAAUGUUAAAAAAGUAUCUAUUCUAAACUGUUUCUUCUGGUUUCUGCAUCCUAUUUGUAUUGUCGAUUGGUUGGUGCAGAGGACUAUCUAUUAUUUCCGGAAUUUGGGAUUUCUUGCCACUAAAGCUCUUGUUUGUAUCUCUGUUGGCAUUACUGGUGUUAGGAACCGGGGUAUAAGGAUAAGAAAUGCUAUCAUAUAUAGGAUGGGUUGUGCCAGUUUGAAUUGCACCUUUAUCAGUUACUCUAUCGGCUGUAGAGAGAGCCAAAUCACCCGAAUCAAAGUACCCCCGUU
Aspergillus caelatus is the source of this 970-nucleotide messenger RNA. RefSeq lists its product as uncharacterized. The coding region runs from base 81 to 368 and encodes 95 amino acids. The transcript has 2 exons. The record is from RefSeq and is a predicted model, not a curated record. Lineage: Eukaryota; Fungi; Ascomycota; Eurotiomycetes; Eurotiales; Aspergillaceae.